AGAGAGGAGGCUUCAAUCCCAUUGGUGGAUGGUCGGCCGGGACGACAGGAGACAAACUCCAGGAAAACUGACGGAGCUGGCGCACGAUGUAACGGGAAGGUUACAUUUCUGCGUAAAGAGGAAACUUUGAAUGGACAUGAGGAUAUUUUGGGACCAUUUGCGACUUCUAACAGAAACGCCGGACCUAUAAGGAAAAAAAAACGCAUUAUUAACUUUCACUAGUCGAAGCUACAGGGGUAUUUUUAAACCGUUUAUGACCUUAAUCAAACAUGACUGAAAUGACUGUUUGACGAAUGAAAAUGCGCAUCGACCACACCGCCGUCCACUGAGGAGAGUAGGUGCUCAGAAGCCCGCCAAUGUUCACUUUUUGUCGGCACUUCAAAGCAAUUUGUUAAAACAUUCAUCCACGGGCUUCAGUGAGGAAAAUAAGGGUAGCAGCAUGGCAGAGCACGAGAGCCUGGAGUAUGGAAAAGCAGAUUUUGUGCUUUUGGACAACGUGUCUAUGGAAGAGUUCAUGACUAACUUAAAACUCAGGUUUGAGAAGGGCAGGAUCUACACCUACAUCGGAGAGGUGGUAGUGUCCGUCAAUCCUUACCGUGCCAUGAACAUCUACGGCCGCGACAUCGUAGAGCAGUACAAGGGCCGCGAGCUGUACGAGAGGCCGCCCCACCUGUUCGCCAUCGCUGAUGCUGCUUACAAAGCCAUGAAGAGGAGGAACAAAGACACUUGUAUUGUUAUCUCAGGGGAAAGUGGAGCAGGAAAGACAGAAGCCAGCAAGUACAUAAUGCAAUACAUAGCUGCUAUCACCAAUCCCAAUCAGAGGGCUGAAGUUGAAAGGGUGAAAAACAUGCUGCUCAAAUCCAACUGUGUCUUGGAGGCCUUCGGGAACGCCAAGACCAACCGCAACGACAACUCCAGCCGCUUCGGCAAGUACAUGGACAUCAACUUUGAUUUCAAGGGAGAUCCCAUUGGAGGCCACAUCAGCAACUACCUGCUGGAAAAGUCCAGGGUCAUUUUCCAACAGGAAGGAGAGAGGAGCUUUCAUUCAUACUACCAGCUGCUCAGAGGAGCUCCAGAUUCCCUGUUACGCUCUCUUCACAUGCAGAAGGAUCCGACGGCUUACAACUACAUCAAAGUUGGAGGCCAAAUUAAGUCUUCCAUCAACGAUGGCGCUGAUUUCAAAGCUGUAGCUGAUGCCAUGAAAGUGAUCGGUUUCACAGGGGAUGAGAUUCAGACUGUUUACAAGAUCCUGGCCACCAUCCUACAUCUGGGCAACCUGACAUUCGGGGUGGAUGGUGAUGUGACCUUGAUAGAGAACACAAAGCUGGUGUCUGUGAUCAGGGAGCUGCUGUCCACCAAAGAAGAAAACGUGGAGAAGGCCCUGCUCUACCGCACCGUGGCCACGGGUCGAGACGUCAUCGAGAAGCAGCAUACGGCACAAGAGGCCAGCUACGGACGGGACGCUCUAGCCAAGGCCAUGUACGAGCGCCUGUUCUGCUGGAUUGUGGGACGAAUCAAUGACAUCAUUGAGGUGAAAAACUACGAUGCCAGAGUCCACGGAAAGAACACAGUCAUCGGUGUGCUGGACAUCUAUGGUUUUGAGAUUUUCCAGAACAACAGCUUUGAACAGUUCUGCAUCAACUACUGUAAUGAAAAGCUGCAGCAGCUUUUUAUCCAGCUGGUGCUGAAGCAGGAACAGGAAGAGUAUCAGCGAGAAGGCAUCCCCUGGAAACAUAUUGAUUACUUCAAUAACCAGAUCAUUGUGGAUUUGGUGGAGCAGCAGCAUAAGGGCAUCUUCUCUGUGCUGGAUGAAGCCUGUAUGAAUGUGGGCAAAGUCACGGAUGAGGUUUUCCUUCAAGGACUCAACGGCAAGCUGGCCAAACACGCCCACUACACCAGCCGCAAGCUCUCACCAACUGACAAGAGUUUGGAGUUUGACCGAGACUUUCGCAUCAGACACUACGCAGGAGAUGUGGUGUACUCGGUGGUGGGUUUUAUUGAUAAGAACAAAGACACGCUGUUCCAGGAUUUCAAGAGACUGCUGUAUAACAGUUCUAACCCAGUUCUGAAGGCGAUGUGGCCUGAGGGCAAACUGAGCAUCACUGAGGUCACCAAACGCCCACUAACCGCUGCAACGCUCUUCAAAAACUCCAUGAUCUUGUUGGUGGAGAACCUGGCCAGCAAGGAACCCUACUAUGUUCGCUGCAUCAAGCCCAACGACGUCAAGUCCCCUCUACUCUUCGAGCAGGAGCGCUGCCGCCACCAGGUGGAGUACCUCGGGCUGCUGGAGAAUGUCAGAGUGCGGCGUGCCGGCUUCGCCUACAGACAGACAUACCCUCGCUUCCUACAGAGAUACAAGAUGAUCUCAGAGUUUACGUGGCCAAACCAUGACUUGCCAUCAGAUAAAGAUGCAGUGAAGAGGCUCAUGCAGGGGUGUGGAUUUGACCAUGACACGGCCUAUGGAAAAACCAAGGUCUUCAUCCGCACACCACGUACCCUCUUCAGCCUGGAGGAGCAGCGAGUGGAAAUGGUCCAGAGAAUUGUCCUCUUCCUCCAAAAGGUGUGGAGGGGCACCAUAGCCAGAAUGCGAUAUCGGCGGAUGAGAGCGGCCCUCGUCAUCCUGCGGGCCUACCGACGCUAUAAGGUGAAAUCUUACAUCCGCGAGGUCAACCGGCGCUUCAAAAAUGUCCGAUCCAUGAAGGACUAUGGCAGGCAUGUGAAAUGGCCAACGCCCCCCAAAGUCCUGCGCAAGUUUGAAGAGGCACUCAGGAGCAUCUAUAACAGGUGGUGGGCAUGGACACUGAUCAAAGGUCUCUCUCCAGAAGAGGCCCUGCAGGUGAGGGCCAAGGUAGCCAGCCUGGAGGCCCUGAAGGGCCAGAGGGCCGACUUGGGGCUACAGAGAGCCUGGGAAGGAAACUACCUGAAGCGAGACAGCGCUGAUACGGCUGCAUCAUUCACACUGGUUUCCAGCGAGCUGCAGCGAAAAGACAAAUUCAUGAGAGUUUUGUUCUCCUGCAACGUGCGCAAGAUCAACCGUUUCCACAAGGCGGAGGACCGGGCUGUGCUCAUCACUGACCGCCACCUGUACAAGAUGGACCCCCUGAAGCAGUACAAACCCAUGAAAAGCAUCCCCCUCUACAACGUGACGGGAGUGAGCGUGUCCCCUGGGAAGGACCAGCUGGUUGUGUUCCACACCAAGGACAGCAGGGAUCUCGUGGUGUGCCUGCAGGGCAUGGUGCCGGCCAAUGAGAGCCGCAUCGGAGAGCUGGUUGGCACCCUACUUAGCCACUUCAAGAGUGAGAAGAGGAAGCUGCAGGUGAACAUCGUGAGUCCCAUCCAGUGCAGCAUGAGCGGGAGGAAGUGCACGGUCAUCGUCGAGCCCAAGAUCAACCAAUCGCAGCCAGACUUCACCAAGAGCCGAUCUGGUUACAUCCUGGCCGUUCCGGGCAACUAAAA
Perca fluviatilis (European perch) is the source of this 3456-nucleotide messenger RNA. It is a transcript of the gene myo1d, whose product is annotated as myosin 1D. The record is from RefSeq and is a predicted model, not a curated record. Bases 440 to 3454 code for a protein of 1004 amino acids. The transcript is spliced from 22 exons. Lineage: Eukaryota; Metazoa; Chordata; Actinopteri; Perciformes; Percidae. Gene Ontology annotation, biological process: actin filament organization; vesicle transport along actin filament. Gene Ontology annotation, cellular component: cytoplasm; vesicle; actin cytoskeleton. Gene Ontology annotation, molecular function: actin filament binding; microfilament motor activity; ATP binding.